AUGGCCGUCGAGAAGUAUCGGAGAAGGAAAACUCGUAUUGCCUUUCGACACAAGGAGGUCUAUGUCAUACGCUUGAUACAGUCUCUCAGAGACCAGCACUACCUCCUCGUCAGUGACAUCAGAUUGACCUUGAAUGGUGCUGGCGUGAACUACGAUACGUUGUCCACAGACCGACUUCCAGCGCUCUUCCGCGACCACAAUAUCGCGGAAUCAGUCAAAGAUUAUCUGGGAAGCGACUCUCAUGUGUACUUCCAGGCCGUGGAUAGGUGUCACUCUGUGCUCAGCGCGCUGAUGAGAAGGAUCAAAGGUCUCGAAUCGGCCUCGGACCUGGACAGCCUUGUGAGAACCUACGGAGGCCAGUGCCAACUGCCAGAGAAUAUCCGGUUUCCCGUCAAGCGAGACGAGCUAGAUAAACAGAUACAGGAUCUGGACAGUGCGACUAUGAUGCUGAGGAGAAUCAGUGACAACAUGGCGGCGCUGAGAGUCCAAAUUUCCCUGCAAACCAAGUCGAGACAGAUUUCGAGAUACACUUGGGCGUUGAACACCGUCCGCAACCACGCGAAGCGCCUCUACUCGGCGGUGGCAGCGGCCUAUCCAAGCCAUUGUCAUUCCUGCCACGAAGCGCGACUGGUUCUCCGAAGUCGAUCGUAUUUUCUCGAACGGGCCGAGGAAGGGAAGCACUGGAAAGAUUCCACCUUCACAGUGAUGCUCUCUCCAGUGACAUCGGCUUCAGGUCCCAUGAAUCUGUACCGGACGGAUAUAAAAGUGGUGAAGGGCGAUGACGGCCCGGAUGAGCAGAUUACGCAGAGAACGGCGUACAGCAAGGUAGUCAUUCAACAACCCACUCCACCAACAAAAGCCGAACCCCGCCUUACCGCGAUGGAUGACCUGUGCGAGUUUAUACGGCGCGCCAGAGAUGGAAGGGCGGCAUUCUGCUUGCAGGUCUCGGAAGGAAACCGCCUGAUGUACUAUUACCCACAGGCCUCCGUCCACAGCAAUUCAAUGCACCUCGCGGCGGAUUCGGACGGGUUUGUGACCCUGGAGCAGCUGCUGAAAGAACCGGACGCGUCAUGGCUACCGAACCAUCGGAUAGCCCUUUCGCUAACUAUUGCGUCUUCACUGCUUCAACUUGUCUCAACGCCGUGGCUUCGCUCACCUCUGACCAGCAGCUCUGUGUGGUUCUCUAGGAGCGCCGUACUCUCUGCCAUGUUGGACCUUUCAUCCAUUCCGGAGUCGUUCGUGGAAGAACAGAUUUGCAGAACUACCGCAACAGGUGCAGCAUGUGCUGAAUCUGGAGUUAAAGAGUGCAUGCUCGAGCUUGGGAUUUUGUUGCUGGAAAUAGCGCAUUGGAAUACAAUAGACGAAUAUGGGAAAGACGCGCAGAACAAGGGUCUGCUGGCUAGCGCAACUCGAUACGACUUGGCCAAAGCCUGGAUGGACGAGAGCAGGUAUCUGAUCCUCAAGGUUCACUGGGAUCUGAUUAUGAGGUGCAUAGAGAACACUUUUGCGACCAGCGGCCCAGACCUGCGUUGGGAUGAUCUUAUCUUCCGCAAGUCGGUUGCAGAAUUAGUGGUCAAGCCUCUACAGGAGAACUGUAUCCACCAUCUCCGGUAG
Molecule: messenger RNA, 1614 nt
Organism: Aspergillus nidulans FGSC A4
Lineage: Eukaryota; Fungi; Ascomycota; Eurotiomycetes; Eurotiales; Aspergillaceae
Exons: 3
Coding region: 1-1614 (537 amino acids)
Source: RefSeq, a predicted model, not a curated record